Messenger RNA from Dreissena polymorpha, 3184 nucleotides. Its product is annotated as slit homolog 3 protein-like. The coding region runs from base 1 to 1119 and encodes 372 amino acids. NCBI's taxonomy places the organism in Eukaryota, Metazoa, Mollusca, Bivalvia, Myida, Dreissenidae. The record is from RefSeq and is a predicted model, not a curated record. Gene Ontology annotation, molecular function: heparin binding; calcium ion binding; Roundabout binding. Gene Ontology annotation, biological process: negative chemotaxis; axon guidance. The transcript is spliced from 11 exons.
AUGCUCACCCUUCCAACUUUUAGCGUCCAGUAUCUGAAUGACAACCGGUUACGCAACAUUUCUCGGGAGACGUUCAAGGGCUUGACUCAACUACACACACUGUGGCUGGGAUACAACAUGCUAGGCAAUAUUCCUCGGUCAGCGUUCAGCGGCUUGACUCAACUUAAAGAACUGUCUUUAUCGGGAAACGGUCUCGAGUCCAUAGACGCCGGUGAAUUUGAAGGAUUGCCGAACUUAACCAAACUGCACCUGAGGGACAACCGGAUUCGCAAUAUUUCUCGGGCGGCAUUCGGUGACUUGACUCAUCUUAAAGAAAUUUAUCUCAGAAAGAAUCCGCUCGUCUGCGACUGCCAGCUGCGAUGGCUCAUUAAGACAUUUCAGGCCGGCAAGUCCAAUGUCAGAGUAUACGACGCUGUGUGUAGUGAGCCCGCGCACCUGAAGGGGCUUAACAUAAGGAACGUCUCCCAAGCGGAUAUCAACUGCAGCACGCACGAUAUAAACGAGUGUACUCAUGCGCCGUGUAAGAACGACGCCACGUGCACUAAUCUUUAUUACACCUAUACUUGCACUUGCUCAUCGGGCUGGCAAGGCAACGACUGUGAUGAGGAUAUAAACGAAUGCGCACCUGUCCCGUGUAAGAACGGUGCCACGUGCAACAAUCUUCAAAACGCGUACUCAUGCACAUGCUCACCGGGCUGGUACGGCAACAACUGUGAUCAUGAGGUGUCAACAUCUCAAGCGCCGGGAUCACAAUCAACGCCCACAUCGACUACGGAAUCGUUGCCAUUUGUGUACAUCGGCAUUGGGCUCUGUGUCGGUGUGUUGGCUGUCACUGUUGCAGUUAUUAUCUUCAUAAAACAUAGAAGACGCAGGAGGCAUAACAUCCCCAGCUAUCCGAUGGCGGACCCAACACUCAUGACGCAAUGCAAUCCCUCUCCUAUAGAUGCUCAUCGUGAUGAACACGAGUAUGAGGAUGUAGAGGAUGUCACAGAAACAUGCCUUCAGUCUAACGUCCACCCAGUACAUGGCGCCACUAGCAGCACGGACGAUGAUUACCUAAUACCAAUGACUGCAAAGCCUUCAAGAGACAUAUCACUACCACUGAAAACAAAGGACUAGCCGUAACGUUAAACGAGUGUCACUUGCAACAUAUACCCAGUGCCAACAUAGCUUUCAAUGGGUAUGCAUGCCCCGCUUAAAAAAUGACAAGGGAUUGUCCUUUCGCACAAACAUCAAUGACAUCAGCUGUUUCUAUCCACAUGUAUGCAACCUUGUAAAGUAGGAAGGAAUAGUGUAUAUUGUUAAAGAUAAACAUUACAAAAUAUUACUUUUUUACAUGGAUAUAUAAAAAUUAUGUAUCACAAUUACAAUAUUAAAUUAAAAUUUAGUUUUAAAAAACGUGUAAAGAUAAUUUGUAUUCUCUACAACAAGUAUAUAUCUAUUUAUGUUUGCGACAAAUUAUUGUGUGUUUCCUUAAUGUUCUUACAGGAUAUUCUAACAGUAAAUUAUUUCUUUGAAGCUUCCUCUCGUGAUAUAAGUUUUGUUUAUAGUAUGUUUAUUCUUGACGUACAAUAACGCUGCACAGUGUGCAUGUGUAUUGAUGUAUUUCUUACGUUUAUAGCAAUGAAAUGUGGCAAAAUGCCCAAAACGACGAGCUCAGCUUACAGCCGUCACAUUUUGAAAGAAUGCGGUUUUAGCGCACUAGUUGGUUGAGUAAUGUAAAAAAAUAAAGUUUAAACCCGUCUUUUAUUUUGUGUAUUUGCAUUACUGAAAUAUAAAGCUAACAUACUUUUGGCUAAAUAUUCGUAGCCCGAAAUGUUCUAGAUGUUGGACAAAACACACAAUAAUAUGGCGGUACAAAUGAAUUUGAACCAUGUUAAUUCCUUUUGAAAUCACAUACCGCAUCAAGUAUAUUUAAUCUAAUGAAACAACCAUUGUUACAUAACAUGGAUAAUCGUUGUUUUUUAUUUCCAUUGAACAUAUUUUGCCUAGAAAUAUGGAGUUCAAGAUAUCCGUUAUUAUUUUAAGCAAUUUUCUCAAGAACUAUUUUGCUAUUUUCAUACGCUUCAAUUACCUGUUUUACCGUUUCUGGAAUUAUUUUAGCAUGUAAGUAUGUUUUUAUGUCAUAUUGAUUGAUCGAAGUUAGUAUAGCGAAAUAAAAUAUACUAUGCUUAUAUGAGUUAUGGGUAUUCUUAUAUGUAUCGGAUCGGUAUAAUAACAUAAGUGUUAUUAUUAACGUGUCAUAUUUAAGAUUGUAGAAUUUGUUGUAUAUUGCGCAAAUUAAAAAUGUGAAUGUGAUUGUUGCAAUUCGUCAAAUACUUGUAUGAUCAAUGGUAUACCAACGAGAAUACAUGCGCGUAAACAUACUUGGCUGAAUCAAUAAUCAAAUUCAGUCGUGUUUUAAUAUUAUACAAUAUUACUACUUACGACUGAUGGAGUAGUUUGAUUUUCCAUAAUAUUAAAAUAGAUAGAUUGCUUUGAGAAUAGUCUAAUACCGCUUAUCUGUUUGACAUGCAUGAUAUUGUUACAUUCGAUGAAUGCAUUACGCUAUUUUAUUUUUUAAUGAAAUUAUCUCUAUCGAGCACAUGUACUUGGAUAUUAUAUAUUAAUUUAAUGAAUGUAUAUCUAGCGUAAGUAUGAAGAUGUUUUCAUGAUGUAAAUAUAUGUACAUAUUUAAUGGCUUAAUUUUAAGAUGAAUCAACUAUUGAAUGUAUGUAUUUUCUUUGUGUUUUGCUUUUGUUCUUCCACAAAAAUAACAUAAUGUGAACUUGUAAUUUGAUUUGUUUAGAUAAAAUAACUGUAUAAAUUUCACACGUAUAUUGUGGGCUCUGAGAUAAAUGAAAUGUUUAUUGUGUACAUAUAUUUUUACUUUAUGAUUGCCUUCAACUGAAUACUUGUAUAUUUAUCAUAUAUAUAGACUAUUGGUUUUAUUUUUCCUGAGAUGAUAUAACUGUAAAUGGUGAAAAUGUAUAUUGAUUUUAUUAUUUACGGUUUUAAAAGUAUCGGGUGUUGUUCACAUACAUUUUGAUGUUGGGGAGAUAUAUCAAUUGUAUUGUAUGCGCAUGUGUUUGGACCGUAUAUUUGCAUGCUAUAAAUGAACAUAAGAUGUAUUAAGCAAAUAUAUUUAGAUACUAUAUUAGUUUAUAUGAUUUAGUUGUAUACAUUCCUUAGUUAAAUGAAUUAA